Tribolium madens (black flour beetle) is the source of this 693-nucleotide messenger RNA. RefSeq lists its product as uncharacterized. The transcript has 4 exons. The record is from RefSeq and is a predicted model, not a curated record. The coding region runs from base 75 to 338 and encodes 87 amino acids. NCBI's taxonomy places the organism in Eukaryota, Metazoa, Arthropoda, Insecta, Coleoptera, Tenebrionidae.
CCAAACAGCGACAUAAAACCAUACUGAAAACUGAAAUAGAAAUUCUCAGAUCAGUCGCCCUAUACCAAACAGUGAUGGAUAAAAUUGAUGAUACUUUAGCACAGCUGCAUUUAAGUCCAAAUAAAAUGGGUCCAACACCUAUCUGUCUCCCUUGUCCAAACUCACUUCCGAAGAAUGACCUUCGAGAAUAUCUCGAGAUAUUUAAGAAACAUAUUUUAUACGGAGAAAAAAUUGAGAUCGUAGCGGUCAAUUCAGCUUUCACUACAGGAGAAGGCAUUAAGCACCCAAAAUCACUCACUGAAGAAUCCGAUUUCUACUUGUCCUGGGCAAGAAUUUAAUUUAUUUACCUAUUGACAUAUCAUGUUGCUCGUGGAUUGUGAAGUUUAAACAUUCUUUAGAAAGAGAAGAAAGAAAUGGAGUUGGUCUAUGGGAUUAUUUUUUUAAUAGGAUCGAGAAUAACCGACCAUUGAAUAUCCAAAAGUUUGAUUUAGCGUUUUAUGACGCAAAUCAUGGUCGUAUACACUUCAACAUGCAAUGCGAUUGUUCACGACCGUGGAAAGAUUAAGUAAUUUUUACAUAAGUUGAUUUUUAGCUAAAUAUUUUUUACGUCCAAUUACUUUUGUUAAAGUGUCUCAGGAUGUUAGUUUCUCCUCAAAAUUUAUUGUUUUGUGAAUAAAAAAAUAACAAAACUGA